AUGCAUUUAAAACGGAUUUGCUCACGUCCAAGAAAAAAAUCGUUAGCAUUAAAAAUGUUAUCAGGAACUGCUAUCAAAUCGAUUUUGCCUAUGAUUAGAGACAUGUCAUAUCAAAAUAUAUCAGCUUAUCUUGCCCCUACUAUUCGAGUAAUGGUUCUAGAAUCUAAAAAAUACCAAAUUAUGCCAAAUUGCCGGCCGCACUUCUGA
This is a messenger RNA of Racocetra fulgida, 207 nucleotides long. Lineage: Eukaryota; Fungi; Glomeromycota; Glomeromycetes; Diversisporales; Gigasporaceae. The record is from the annotation of a GenBank genome assembly.